Messenger RNA from Ctenopharyngodon idella (grass carp), 2728 nucleotides. It is a transcript of the gene mepceb, whose product is annotated as methylphosphate capping enzyme b. Lineage: Eukaryota; Metazoa; Chordata; Actinopteri; Cypriniformes; Xenocyprididae. Gene Ontology annotation, molecular function: O-methyltransferase activity; RNA methyltransferase activity; snRNA binding. The transcript is spliced from 5 exons. The record is from RefSeq and is a predicted model, not a curated record. Gene Ontology annotation, biological process: snRNA modification. The coding region runs from base 526 to 2364 and encodes 612 amino acids.
GCUGUCCGUCAGUCUUGGUCUGUGGUGGAAUAUAUAAGCGCGUGGAUCUGCUGUGCCACAGCGCGAGAUGGAGCAUCGCGAGCUCGCGCAUUCAUGAACAUUCUCGAAAUCAAAGUCUGUUUUUAUAAUAAUCACUAUUUUAGGGAGUACUUUUCACAUUUACAGUAGCAUCUCUAGUGCAGCUGCGUCUGUGCACGGCUCCAGUGAGGGCGGAUCUGUCGCUCAACAUAGUGUGCCUUUUGCGUUAUUUUUAUGUGAUUUUCACGUUCGUAUUUACGAAGGGAGGAGAAACGAUCGCGCUUAGUAGUGUGUGUGUGUUAAAGUACGUGUGUGUUUGUGUUAGAUAGGGGCGGGAGCUUUUGAGACUCAAGUUUCUGUGGCAUUAUUCAUGAGCAGUGCGGUAGACCCUCCUGGAGGCGGAGUUAUUCAAAUUAGCAGGGCGUGUUAGUGUCACAAGCACAUCAAUGUACAUCAAACUAUACUGAAGGAUCACUAGACAAUCGUACCUGCCGUAGAGGCUAAUGGAUGUGUACCGCGAUGUCCGUACAAAGUGAGCUUCCGGCUGCUGGCGGGGCAGGUUUGCACGCUCCGUCGCCGCUGCAGAUGUCCGUCACCAUCCAGGAGGAGGUGACCGCCAACAUGGUGCUAACUGAACUCGCUGCCAAUCAUGUGACCCCUCAAGAUGCCGUCAACAACGAGGGAUCCUUCCAGAUUAAAAACGGCUUGCAGUCGCGAGCCGAGACGACGACGCAGCCGCACAAACUGAACAAGCGGCGCUACAGCAUGAACGUUGGGUUUAAACACCCAAGUCUUGGUAAACGCAGACGCCGCGCCAACUCCGAAUGCGACCCAGUGCUGCCCACCAACUUCCAGCUGGGCGGGAACAUCUUCGACCCGUUGAAUCUCAACAGCCUGUUGGACGAGGAGGUCAGCAAGGCGCUCAACGCCGAGACGCCCAAAUCGUCGCCGCUUCCCACCAAGAACCGAGAGCCGGUGGAGAUUCUAAUCCCCAAAGACAUCACAGACCCGCUGAAUCUGAGCUGCGGAGACGCAGCUGCGGGCGUGUUGGUGUCGCCCAUGAAGAGCAGGCGCAGACACCGCAACCGACAUCAUCCGGGAGCGAUCGUUGACGUUUCAGAUAGCGAGAAGUCAAAGGUCAUCGAGGGGUCGGCGUCAGGCUCGGUGCUUCCUCUCGCCGAGGCUGCAGACGCCGUCGUGCUCAAGCCUGUGGAGGAGUCGCCGCGUCCGUACGAGCUCAACACGUCAAUCAACUGCCGUGACGAAGUGGUUCCGCCCAUAUUGCCGCGGCGGCGGUCCCAUCCCUCCUCGACUAACUCCGGCCAGUCAUCCAAACACAGGAAGCGUCGACGAACCACCAGCCAUUCCGACCGCCUGUCCAUCACGCCGACUCCUCCCAUCAAGCGGCCAAUCACGACCUUCCACACUCCAGUUGUGGGUGGAGUCAGCGGAGCUCCUCCUCCGGGGGCGGAGAAAACCCCGCAGCAGCGCAAGCCGCAGCGAAGGUUCCAGUACGGAAACUACAGUCGUUAUUACGGUUACCGCACACCGUCGCUAACCGCCGACCCGCGCUUGGCCUUCUUUAAACCGGAGUGGUUCCGUGGCAAAACCGUCCUGGACGUGGGCUGUAACACGGGUCACAUUACCCUUGCUAUCGCCAGACACUGGAGCCCCGAGCGCAUCCUGGGCCUGGACAUCGACGGAGCGCUGGUGCACGCGGCCCGGCAGAACCUGCGCCACUUCCUGUCAGAGCUGCAUGACAGGAAGCAGUCGAACGCAGGUGGGUCGGAGGUCGAAGCGUUGGCACCGCUGAUGGGCCUGCAGCUGGACCGGGUUUCAGCGUUACCCAGGUUUCCCAUCUCCUUCACGCGGUGCCGUGGACCCAUCGCCACGCUUCCCAUGAUGCAUGUCCCGGGCCUGUUCCCCUGCAACGUGUCCUUUCUGAAGGGCAACUAUGUUCCGGACAGUGAUGCGGCAGUGAUGUCACAGCGCGCAGAGUACGACGUCAUUCUGUGUCUGAGUUUGACCAAGUGGGUUCAUCUGAACUUUGGUGACGCUGGAAUCCAGAGACUGUUUCGUCGCAUCUACAGACACCUGUUACCUGGAGGAGUGCUGAUCCUCGAACCACAGCCCUGGAGCUCCUACAGUCGCCGCAAGAGACUGACGGACGUGACCUACAGGAACUACAGCAGCAUCAGACUGAAGCCUGAUAAGUUCAGCUCCUUCCUCACCUCUGAGGUCGGCUUCAGCAGCUACGAGCUGAUCGGGACGCCGCGCGCAUGUGCUAAAGGAUUUCAGAGGUCAAUUUACCUGUUCCAUAAAGGCCCGGCCUCCAACAGGAAGUGAUUUUUAAGAAGAGCGACAGAAUCGUCUUUGGAUCUUCUAAAUGAAAACCAACACACACGUUUUGGUGUUUGGUAGCGUUGUGCUGAGGUUUGUGUCUUCCUGUGCCCUACAGAGGGAGCGCUGGACUACUUCCUGUUUGCUCUGUUUUGAACUGUUAUACAUGUCAGAAUUGAGACUCUUUGACCUCUGGGUCACAUGAGCGUGAGUGUGUCACGUUUGUUGUGUGAAUCGAUCCUCUGUGACGACACAUGACUGCACAGACUCUUCUGAGUGGCGUUUCCUGUAACACGGACACACGCCUGUUCUUCAUGGCUUCAUAUCUGAGCCGCUUCCACAUGUGCAAAUAAAUCUGAUGUGUUUCUGA